Messenger RNA from Balaenoptera ricei (Rice's whale), 1810 nucleotides. RefSeq names its product glutamate rich 6B (gene ERICH6B). NCBI's taxonomy places the organism in Eukaryota, Metazoa, Chordata, Mammalia, Artiodactyla, Balaenopteridae. The record is from RefSeq and is a predicted model, not a curated record. The transcript is spliced from 12 exons. The coding region runs from base 65 to 1810 and encodes 581 amino acids.
GAAACUUAUAACCCAGGUGAUGAAGUGGUGACGCUGCCAGCUGCAGAAAGCUCUCCUCUGCUGAAUGCCUCCCAGCAUGUCUGCUAGAAAGCUUCAGCCAUCGGGGACAUCGCCUCCUCACCCUUCCGCAACUUUCCACCACUCCACGCAGACCUUAUCUUCAGAGGAAGAAGGUACUGAGGGAGAUGAGGAGAGUUCAAUGGAAGAAUUUUUAUUUCCUCAAGAGGAAGAGAGCCCAGAGGAAGACCAGUACCUGGAGGAGGAGGAAAAUUAUCUGAAAGGAAAGGAGUAUCUGUAUGAAAAGGAGUAUCUGAAGGAGGAAAAGUAUCUACAGAAGAAAGAGCUGCUGGAAGGAAAAAUGUUUCUGUAUGAAAAGUUUCUGGAAGAGGAAUUCAAGGCUCGUUCAUCGCAAACCCUGCCUAGUCUUAAAGCAAGCAGCCUUCUCCUCGGUGACACGAUGCCGUCUACAUCCUUGGUGAAGCGCGAUGGAGAGUUCCUGGGCUUGCAGGACCAGAGCACGCAGACGGAGUGGAUCUGUGAAAGCCGGCAGGGAGGGCACAUGUGCUGGAGCGGGGUAGCACAGCCUGGCUGGGACGAGACCUUCGACCAGGCCCCGCCAGCGGGUGUGCUGGCUGGUGGACCACAGCGGGAACCAUAUCUUCUGGUGAACAUAUCACGGAAUCCAAAGGGGCUGGUUGUGACCAGUUCCUAUCAGUCAGUGUUCAGGACCAUGCUCAAAGAAAUGGCAGCUCGCAAUGAACUGGAGGAGGAUAUGAACAUUCCCCUGACUGGUCAUCUGGAGAGUGAGACCAGAAGGAAACUGGGAAUUCUGCUGAAGAAAAAUUUUGGAAAAUAUAAGGAAACAAUCCUCUGGAUUAUGAAGAAACGUGAAAAGACAUCUCGCCUGGUGAAAAGAAGUGGGCGAUCACUACACAGCUCGUGUCAUGAGCCAUCAGAACCCAAAGCUCCCCGUGUGGAGGACACAGGUCUGUUGCCCUCCUAUGGGGCAGCGGGCUCCGUGCAGCGUCAUUGCAGAGUACAUCAAGGUGACGGAAAAAUCAUUCUCUACCCCAGUGAUACUGUCUUCCAAAUUCUCUUUCCCGAUGGAUCAGGCCAGAUAUAUUAUCCAUCAGGACACCUGGCUAUGCUCAUCCUCAGUAUAAAAGAGGGAAAGUUCACAUACAUCAUUCUGGAAGACAGUGAAAAUGUGUGUGUCCGGGCCCUUAUCAACAACUCUGGCCAUGCCACCUUCUAUGAUGAAAAUGGAAACAUCUGGUUGAACCUGAGCCAAAACCUGGGAUACUACUUCGCCAGAGACAAGUACCAGAAGGCCUGGAACUGGUGGGAUCUGAACCUGCACAUCCAUGCGCCCCCCGUCCAGCCCAUCUCCUUGAAAAUCAACCAGUACAUCAAGGUACAAAUAAGGAGCCAGGAUAAGAUCAUCUUCCGCUUCAACCACAAAAAGAAGCACAUUUGCUUAAACCUAGGCACCAAGUACAAGUACAUUACCCCGGCGGUGCUGAGCAAAAUGAAGAAGAAAGCAGUCCUGGAGAUGGAAUUCAGUUCAACGGCUCGGAAGAUCCAGAUCCUUCUGGGAAAAAUGAGUAAGAUCCUGAAUAUACUGACCAUCUCUGACUUGGAAUGCUUCAUACAGGGCAUCAAGAUCUUUCCAACAAGACAAUAUGAGUUGGAGGAGGAACUCUCAUCUUCCAAGCUGGGGCAGUCACCAAAUUGUGCUGCUUCGGCACGUGCUGAAUGUUUCGGGGAUGUGAAGGUGUCCGAAGCCCCAAGGAAACCCCCAAAGCCCUAG